AGUAGAAGUCGCAUGUGCCCCGCUGCAUGUCAUGUUCUAGGCUGCAGCGCCUGGCACCGGUACGCGGCGAGCAAUGUCUCCAGUGAACUGUGAUGGAGGAUCAGUGAUGCGAAACGGUCACCAGAGGCAUAGGCCAGGGAGAGUAGAAUGCACUUGCUGGUACAAAAAAGGUGCUCCAGCCUUGUCUAAUACUAGCAGUGUCGAGACACCCGAGCUCUCCUUCCUAGCUUUCACUUUUCAGUUCAAACUGCCAGUUAUUCCAAUUUCCUUCAUCUCACUUACCAAGAGAACUUCUUACAAGUAGAGCUUUUCCUGUUUCCCCUUUGCGUUGAACAAUGGCACAACAGUCGCAAGCUAUCCAGCAGCUGCUCGACGCCGAAAAGAAAGCCAGUGAGAUUGUUGACGCGGCCAGGAAACGCAAAACACGCCGUCUCAAACAGGCACGUAGCGAGGCAGCAGAGGAGAUCGAGCACUGCCGCAGAGACAAAGAGGUCGAGUUUAGCCGUGUCCAAGUUGAGCAACGCGGCUCCGGUGACGUGUUCCAGAAUCAAAUUCGCCGCGAGACCGAGCUGGAGCUCACUGUUCUUCAGCGAGAGGUACAAACAAACAAGCAGGCUGUUGUCGAGCGUCUUCUACUGCUCUGCACCAGUGUUGAGCCACGGUUGCAUCAGAACCUGCAGCUCUAAGUGCUGCAAGUCGGUCACUUGGCAGCAUGCCGUCUUCAGUCCGUUCGGGUGCCCCUCUGUUAUAAAGUGUUGUUUUAGACCGUGCACGUGCUGUGCUGUGUGUGUGUGUGUGUGUGUGUGUGUGUGUGUGUGUGUGUGUGUGUGUGUGCGCGGCAGUAUGGUGUGGCGUGGUAGAGUGUGCUGGUGAUAUGUGCACCGGGCUACGUUUGUCGGAGCGCAUCUUGCACAAAUUAUGCCGAGCCGUGAUUACAGCCGUCUAGAACUCCAGGCCGUCACCUUGUCAGCCGGACAUGCUUAGGCAGUAGUUCUGCUGAAUUUUCUCCUUCGCUAUUCUUAUUGCCCGCUUUUAUUUUGUUUUUUAAAUUCUGCUGUGAUGCAAUUGGUAGCGUGCUGGCUCCAGCCUCUGACUAUUGCUUGUGCAUUUGGUGCUAAGUUAUGUGCUUCAAGGCUGCAAUGCUAUUUUGCACUCAAAAUCAUUGUAUCGCAGUGAUGUAGAGUGGAUGUUUUCUAAUUCCUAAAGUCUUUGCUACA
Molecule: messenger RNA, 1217 nt
Organism: Sycon ciliatum
Lineage: Eukaryota; Metazoa; Porifera; Calcarea; Leucosolenida; Sycettidae
Product: probable V-type proton ATPase subunit G
Exons: 4
Coding region: 336-686 (116 amino acids)
Biological process (GO): proton transmembrane transport
Cellular component (GO): vacuolar proton-transporting V-type ATPase complex
Molecular function (GO): proton-transporting ATPase activity, rotational mechanism
Source: RefSeq, a predicted model, not a curated record